Molecule: messenger RNA, 3299 nt
Organism: Mercenaria mercenaria
Lineage: Eukaryota; Metazoa; Mollusca; Bivalvia; Venerida; Veneridae
Exons: 6
Coding region: 78-806 (242 amino acids)
Source: RefSeq, a predicted model, not a curated record
CGCCGAACUACUUUUCAGUAUCUAAUAUAUUUCAUGUUUUAAUUAAUCUCUGGUUAGUUUAGCUGUGAAAUAAUCGGAUGAAAAUGGCAAAAGUUCAAAAGUACAGCCGACAUUUCCUACAAAUUGCUGCAUUUGUGAUGAUGUUUGUCAGUUUCAAUGCGGAAGAAGAGUGCUUUAGAGAGGAAGAUGCCUUUGUGACUCGCCAAAAUCCAGAUGGUAGCAAACUUUGCCUGAGUGCGCAUUUUGAACAAAAUGAAGAAAGCGAACUUGGGAGGGACAACUGUUUAGAAAUUCAGAAAGGACUCACGGCGGAGAAAAUUCAGGAGCAGUUAGAUAAAAAUAGCAAUCUAAAGAAUGAAAAAGAUAUGAUCGAAAAGGAAAGACUGGUGACAGUCGCGGAGGGAAAGAUCCGUCCGUAUUAUCAAUCAACCUGUCCAGAGAUAUAUAUUUGGUUGAGGCCUGGAUAUUACUACUGGACUUUCGUGACGUAUGGCAAAGAUGGUAGUACUAUCUACUCGUACUGCUUCAAUUACUGGUAUGUCUGGAUGAUUGAAUGCGCUUGUAACUAUUGCAAUUUGAACUAUGGGUCAAUUCCUCAUUACGACCGGAGGUUCCAAUGCCGUGUAGAACACAGGUAUGUCUGGAUUCCAAUGGUGUGUUAUGUGGUCGAAGUCAAGGAUAAAAAGAUAAUUAAAAAAUCAUGGACGAAACUGGAAUGGAGGAGAGUCUUACUUUCUAGAGACUGCUGCUGCAAACGUUUCUAUUACUACAGUCAUUAUGCAUUUUCACGAUGUCCAGCCACCUAAUCAUAGAUGAAGCAUGCAACGUUCAGAGAAUCUCAAACAACAAUUUAUGUAAUACUGACAUUUAUAUCUGGAUAUUUAUAGAAAAGCAUGCUAACGCAAUAGUUAGAUUGUUUUUUUAAUUUGAGACAUAUGUAAUUAUACGUUUGUAUAUUUAAAAAAUAAUUAGUUCCUAAACGUGGUUUAUCGUAGAAUAACCCGUUUUGUGUUCUUAUGCGUAAGAAUAUAUCACAAAGGCUGUAGGCGAGUGGUUUAUUGCAGAAUUACCCGAGAUAGAUUUUGCUCUACAUGUACGUAGGUUAUCUGCUGGUCGUGUUAGAAUUUUCAAGAUAUAUCAGUGGGCACAAAAGAGCAAUAUAAUAUAUCUAUGACAAGUUUUUCCAUAAUGAUAACAUGCAAUUCUCAAAGCAGCCAAAAGGUUGUGUACUUAUACUGCAGUUUAAAUAUGCAUCCAGGUAAAUACAGAUAUUGUUAAGGUUCAUGUAAAGUGUUUGGAGGUUAAAGGUCAGUAAUUCAAAUCCUUCUUUGUUUCAUAUAAAAAACGACAACUUCAGGUCGUCUUUACGUAUCUUUAGAGAACAUCACUUUUUCCUACGUGUACCUAUUUUUCAUGUAAGUUCUAUCACAAAUUAACGAAAAAAUGAAAAGAAAAUAGGGGGUUAUGUAGUUCCUAGUGAAAUGCCAGUCAGUUGUGGUCUGCUACCCUAAAAAUGGCGCAUAUUUACUCUCGUCCGCGCAAUAAACACCUACUUCCGGUUUCGAUCUGCAAAACUCGCCAUGUGGGGUGUAUGAACAUGAAAACCGUCUCAUUUUAUGCAGAAGGUAUUCUAGUAGUGAAAAACGGUGAUUAAAGCACUCGUUCUACACGAAUUUGCGCAAAAAAUGGGAAAAUUAGGAUCUAUUUAUUAUGCACUUCUUUCGAAUUACUGACCUUAUACCUGGAGACUGUCCCUCGGAUGAAUUUUUGUUUCAUGUUUUUAGGCCUCAUAGGUCUUUGUUUUUCAUAAAAUGUAUAACAAACUUUUUAGAAAAAGUAGAAGUGUCUUUCAGUAGAGGUUGUUUUGUUUGUUCGGAAUAACAAAGUGCCUCUUAUAUCGCAUGUACUUUGCUUGUUCAUAUUCUGUUUUGUAGAAAAUAUCAGACUCUUUUUUCAUAAAUAUUUUGACGUUAUGUCUUUACUUAUUUUGUGCCUAGCAUAUUAUCUCCAGGUACUCCCAGUGUGAAAAAUGUUACAAAAAUGUACAUUUCAAAACGUUGCAAAAACUCAAAGUGAAAGUGAAAGUAGAGCUAACAAAAUGACACAGUACUCCUAUGUUUUAGAAAAUAUAUAAGUUAACUAUAUUUCAUUACUGGGAGUACCUAGAUGACUAUGUUAAACACACGACAAAACAAAGUUAAAGAAUAAAUACUUUUGAAAAAGAAGUUUAAUAUUUUCUAAAAAUAGAGCAUUGGCAGUCGAAGUACAUGCAACAUUAGACAAAUUAUAUAUUUCCCAAAGAAUCUUACCUUUGUAUAAAGUAUUUAUUACUUUAAAAAGUCAGUGUAUUUAUUAUAAAUAGUAAUGGUCUAUGAGGUAUAAAUUUCCAAAAUCAAAAUUCACCUGAAGGGUGGUUUCCAAACACUUAAUAUGAUAAACCUUAAGCAAACUGCAAAUAUAUGUAAAUAGUGUAAAUACUGUACCUGAAAACUUAUAUUAAUCAGAUAUUUGGCCAGACUAAGUGAUAAAAAUAGUAACUGCAAAUGUAGUUUUCAUUGAAGAAAUGAAUUCAUGCUUAGUUGUUUUAAUAAUUGAUUCUGGUGUGCAAUGUAUUUGAGGGUUUGGAGGUCCAUAAAGUAUACACACAGUCAUGUAUGUCAAUGCAAUUCAUUUGUAAUCUACGUAUAUAUCCUAUCUUUUACAAUGUUUUGACUCAUCCGGUGUUGUUUACUUUUGAACUGAUAAUUAUUUUCUUACACCAGGUAUUCGCGAACGGCGGUUGUUUACGAAACAAAAAUUAUACAUUCCGAGUCACAAUACAGUGAACACACGUUCUUCGUUGUCAGUACCCAGUAAUAUGCCCAUAUCUCAGGGCAAAUAUUGACCGCUUUUGGUGUCAAUGGAAUUAACUGGAAUUUAAAUGCAUAGCUAUGUAUAGCUUUAAUUAGCACUGUUAAUAUUGGGGAUUAUUAAACGCCGAUUUAUUGCAUUUAUACCUUGUUCUUUAAAGGGCCAUUACAAAUUGCUUCUAUAUGAAAUGUGAUUGCCAUAGUGUUUGUAAUAAAUGUAAAAUAUCUCAUCAAAUAUUAUUUUCGAGAAAUUGUUUUCAUAUAUUUGAUUAACACAGUAUUUACUGAAUACAUAAUUUUGAUUACCUCCCUUUCAGGCUAAUAUUGAACGUACAUUUGUAGUGGUUUUCAAACCAGCUAAUAUGCAUGCUGCUUUUUCUAUUUUUAACAUAAAAUUAAAAACAUUUUGGAACGUUAUGGAACACUGACCUUUGCUAGCAUGUGUGAGAA